Molecule: messenger RNA, 2805 nt
Organism: Rotaria socialis
Lineage: Eukaryota; Metazoa; Rotifera; Eurotatoria; Philodinida; Philodinidae
Source: the annotation of a GenBank genome assembly
AUGUUAGCGGCAUCCGAAAAAUUUCAUUUUGUUUUCAGUCAUGAACUAAAAGAUCGUAUACAAAUAAAAAUUAAUUCUGUUGACGGCGAACGAACUCAACAAGAACAGCAGCAUCAACAGCAACAGCCUAAUAAUGAUAUCUUUUUUUCUAAUACUUCGUCAUUGAUUCGUACUUUCAAAGAUUCAAAACGUAGCGAACCUUAUGUUCUUUGUCAAGUGUUUUCCGAUGGUCAAUCACUUUGUAUGCCUGUUCAAUCAUCAUUUAAAUCAUUUACUGAGAAAUGGAGUUGGAACGAAUGGUUAACAUUACCGUUACGAUAUUGUGAUUUACCACGACAUGCAAUACUCGCGCUAUCAAUACACGAAAUGAUAUCGCCAACUGAGAUUCGUAUUAUUGGAAGUACAAUUAUACCAUUGUUUGACAGCGAUGGAACAUUUCGACAAGGUAUUUAUGAUUUAAAACUUUGGCCAAAUGUACCACCCGAUGUUAAAUUUAAUUCUUCGACGCCUGGUAAAAAUGAUGCGAUAUCAAAUAAUGAACAAAUUCUUAGUAAUAAUACCAAUCAAAAAAUAAAACCAAUUGCUUCUGCACCGGUUAUAACGACAAGUAAUCUUCAAUACAAUCGCAAACAAAUCACAUCUAAACCUUUAAAUAUUACAUGGAACGAUGAUAGUGCAUAUCCAAUGUUAGAUGAGUUAAGUCGGAUAGCAAAAGUGAUUAAAACUCAAUGUGAUGGUCAUACGAUAAAUCAAGAAUGGCUUGAUCAAUUGGUAUUGGCAAAAACUCGAACAUGUUUAGAUAAAGAACGUUCAACUUCAAAAUCAAUGUUAUUAAUGAUUGAAUUCGCUCGAACGAUGAUAAACGAUAAUGAAUGUAUUGUACUUUAUUUUGAGCCGAAAUGUGAUGAUGUACUCAAUUAUCCAAUUGGAUACACGGAUCUUGCUGUCUAUGAUCCCGAACUUGACCUAGAAAAUAUUGUCGAAAGCAAACAUUUAAAAUUAUCGCGUAGCGCUCGUAAAGCAUUAGAUAAAGAUUUAAAACCAACGUCUCAAGAACGAGAUGCACUUAUGCGAAUAGUAGCGUAUGCACCGGCACAAUUUAUAUCCCCACAAGAUCAAAGUUUAGUAUGGAAGUAUCGAUUCUUUCUAUCACAAUAUAAAAAAGCACUUGCAAAAUUUCUUCAAUGUGUUCAAUGGGAAACAGAAGAACAGGUUAAACAAGCACUUGAUCUAUUACACCAAUGGGUUACUAUGGAUACAGAAGACGCUCUCGAACUAUUGGGUCCUACUUACAAUCAUCCGAAAGUUCGCUCGUACGCAGUUUCAAGACUUCGACAAGCACCGGAUGAAGAUCUUCUUUUAUAUCUUUUGCAAUUAGUUCAAGCUCUUCGAUACGAACGCUUUGAUAUAAAUAAUACUUCUAUGGUAGAUUCAGUAGACGAAGAACAGAAUAGUUCAAAUGGCACUUAUGAGAGUUUUGCUAAUGCGAUUGGACAAUCAGAUUCAGCGUGCAGCGAUCUAACAAAACUUUCAACACCAGAAGUGGAUUUAGCAACAUUUCUUAUUCAACGUGCAUGUGAAAAACCAACAAUUGCAAAUUAUUUAUUUUGGUAUGCAUUUGUUGAAUGUGAGAAUAAUAUUUCAUCAAAGGAUAAAGCAACCAGUGAAAUGUAUCAAGCAUUUGUUAAACGACUUAGCAUGACGCUCAAAACGACAAAUGAACAAACUCAACAAGUACGUUUAUCAAUCGAAGCACAAAAGAAAUUUGUUGAUAAACUUGUCGAAUUAACAAACAUAGUCAAACGUGUACAAGGUCCAGCUAAAGUUAAGGAAGAAAAACUACGAAGUCUAUUGUUAGCUGGCGAUGAUUCACCAGUGAGAUUUAAUUUUCUUAAUUUUGAUCCAAUUCCGUUACCACUUGACCCAGAAAUUCGAAUUCGACGAAUUAUUCCCGAUAAAAUAAAGAUAUUCAAAAGUGCUAAGUUACCAUUUCUAUUCGUAUGUGAAACAGUAGAUGGUGAAGAAUAUCCGAUUAUAUUUAAAAAUGGCGACGAUCUUCGGCAGGAUCAACUUAUUCUACAAAUAAUCAUGUUAAUCGAUCGAAUCCUUCGAAAAGAAAAUAUUGAUCUAAAAUUGACGCCUUAUAAAGUGCUAUCAACAAGUUUAAAAUAUGGUUUUGUGCAAUUCAUUGAUUCUCAGCCAUUACGAAACGUUCUCGAACCUAAACGUACGAUUCGACAAUAUCUACAAAGUAAAACAACUGUUACAAAUAGUGAAGAUACAACUCUAAAUGAAACUGGUAUUCCCCAUGAAGUUAUGGAUGCUUAUGUUAAAAGUUGUGCUGGCUACUGUGUAGUCACGUAUCUAUUGGGUGUUGGUGAUCGACAUCUAGAUAAUUUAUUAUUGCGAGAUAGUGGCCAAUUAUUUCAUAUUGACUUCGGUUUUAUUAUGGGUCGUGAUCCAAAACCAUUGCCACAAGCGAUGCGCGUUUCAAAAGAUAUGAUGGAAAUGUUAGAUGAUAAACGCUUUCUUGACUUCUUACGGCAUUGUUUCACUGCCUUUAUUAUUCUUCGAAAACAUGCAAAUGUAUUUGCCAAUCUAUUUUCUUUGAUGCUCGAUGCUAAUAUUCCUGACAUUGCAUUAGAACGUGAUAAAACAGUUAAAAAACUACUCGAUAAAUUUCGACUUGACCUUGAUGAUGAAAAAGCAAUCAGCUAUUUGAAAGAUUUGAUUGAUUCAAGUAUUAGUGCCAUUGUACCACAAGUUUAUGAUUAUUUUCAUAAUUUGCUAUUGGCUUUUCGAUAA